AAGACACAGAGAAAGACAGAGAGAACGGGGGAGAGAGAGUGAGAAACUGUCGUCUUCUCUGCAGGGCAGGAAAGGAAGCGCUGUACCACUUUAAUCGCGGGUUGUUAAAUCUUUAGUUUCCUAGAGGAACGGAAAGAAACAGGGUCCAUAACAGAUCCAUCUGUAAACUUCUCUGAAACUCUAGGAAAUGGCUGAAGUGGUGGAGAGCGAAGGUUUGAUUUUCUAUGUGAACGGGAAAAAGGUGAUGGAACAAAAUGUUGACCCGGAGACAAUGCUUCUUUCAUAUCUACGGGGAAAGUUGAGACUGACUGGGACUAAGUAUGGCUGUGGAGGAGGAGGAUGUGGAGCCUGCACAGUCAUGGUGUCCAGAUACCAACCUCACACCAAGGCCAUUAUCCACUUCUCUGCCAACGCUUGCUUGCUGCCUGUAUGUCAGCUGCAUGGUGCUGCCAUCACUACCGUGGAGGGUAUCGGCAACACUAAGACCAGACUGCACCCUGUGCAGGAGCGUAUAGCAAAGGCGCAUGGUUCUCAGUGUGGUUUCUGUACUCCGGGCAUGGUUAUGUCAAUGUACACACUGCUGAGAAACCAGCCUCAACCCACCAUGGAGGACAUUAUGGACAACCUCGCAGGCAACCUCUGUAGAUGCACUGGCUAUCGUCCUAUUGUUGAUGGUUACAAGACCUUCUGUGAGAGUGAAAACUGUUGCCAAGUGAAUGGGAGUUGUUGCCAAGUCAAUGGGACUGGUCACUCAGACCAUCUGGAGCUGUUCAGUAAAGAGGAAUUUCUCCCUCUGGACCCAACCCAAGAGCUCAUUUUCCCUCCAGAGCUUAUUCUGAUGGCAGAGUCUCAGGUUCAGCGGUCUCAGGUGUUCUGUGGGGAGAGAAUGACCUGGAUCUCCCCUGUGUCUCUGGAGGAGCUCAUUCAGCUAAAGCACAAACAUCCUCAAGCCCCCAUUGCCAUUGGCAACACUAAUAUCGGUUUGGAUAUCAAGUUCAAAGGUGUCGUUCAUCCGGUAAUAAUCUCCCCUACCGGUGUGUCAGAGCUGUUUGAGGUUAAGGAAACACCAGAAGGCGUGAGAAUAGGAGCAGGCUGCAGUAUCACUGCAGUGAAGGAUCUGAUGGAGCGACUGGUGAGAGAUUGUCCAGCAGAACACACAGAGACAUUCAGGGCCCUUCUGCAGCAGCUGCGAAAUCUUGGAGGCCAGCAGAUUCGCAAUGUAGCCUCCAUAGGAGGUAACAUUGUCAGUGCCUAUCCAAACUCUGACCUGAACCCUGUUCUGGCUGCUGGGAGAUGCAUGCUUCAGGUUGUGUCAGAAGGAGGUAGACACGAGAUUCCUCUGAAUCAGGAUUUCUUUGUCGGGUUUGGAAAGACAGCUCUGAAACCGGACGAGAUUCUGCUCUCUAUCUUUAUCCCCAUUUCACGAAAGUGGGAGGUUGUGAGGGCUUUUCGGCACGCCCCUCGUAAAGAGAACGCUCUGGCCACGGUCAAUGCGGGGAUGAGGGUGAUGUUCUCUGAGGGCUCCACUCAAGUGAAGGAGCUCAGCAUCUAUUACGGUGGUGUAGGUCCUUCCACCGUCUGUGCUAGCAAGACAUGUCAGCAGCUCAUUGGCAGACACUGGGAUGACGACACACUGAGUGGAGCGUACAGGACUCUGGUUGAUGAGAUAUCUCUGGCGCCCUCGGCCCCUGGUGGGAAAGUGACCUUCCGCAGGUCUUUGACUCUCAGUCUGCUAUUUAAGUUCCACCUCCACGUACUGCAGUACCUCAGGGCCAUGAAUGUGAUACAGGAGGGCCUGCCGAUGAAGACGGCUAGCGCUCUGCAGCCUCUGCCGAGAAAAAUCCAGCCCAGUUCCCAGGAAUUCCAGGCCGUGCCGGCGGAUCAGCCAGGUCAUGAUCCCGUGGGCAGACCUCUGAUGCAUCACAACGCGCUGAGUCAUGCUUCUGGUGAAGCCGUGUACUGCGAUGACAUCCCCAAAAGCGAUGGAGAACUCUUCCUAGUGCUGGUCACCAGCUCCAAAGCCCACGCCAAGAUCACUAACAUUGAUGUGAGUGAAGCUCUGAAGAUUCCCGGGGUUGUGGAUGUGAUCACACACAAAGACAUUCCUGGAAAAAAAUGCAGGACCUUCAGUGGUUAUGAUGAGGAACUACUGGCAGACAGUGAGGUAACCUGUGUGGGGCAGAUGAUUUGUGGUGUGGUCGCAGACACUAAAGCGCAUGCCAAACGCGGCGCGGCUGCGAUAAAGGUCACCUACGAAGACCUGGCUGAUGGCAUCUUCACGGUGGAGGAAGCCAUUGAAAAAAGCUCUUACUUUGAGCCUAGACGGGUCCUUGGGAGAGGAGAUGUGACCACAGCUUUUGAAUCUGUCGACCACGUACACGAGGGAGAGCUCAGGAUUGGGGGACAGGAACAUUUCUACAUGGAGACACAAACCAUGCUGGUCAUUCCUGUGGGAGAACAGAAGGAGAUGAAGGUCUAUCUGUCCUGUCAGCACCCAUCUUUUGCACAGGAGUCCAUUGCUGAGACGCUGAACAUCCCAUCCAAUCGUGUGUCGUGCCAUGUAAAGAGGAUUGGUGGAGCUUUUGGCGGGAAAGUGACUAAAACCACUGUCCUGGCUUCCAUAACUGCUGUAGCUGCGUGGAAGACUGAGAGGGCAGUGCGCCUGGUUCUGGAGAGAGGCGAGGACAUGUUGAUCAGCGGAGCCCGCCACCCAGUGAUGGCAAAGUAUAAGGUUGGCUUUAAUAAUGAUGGUAGGAUACUUGCUGCAGAUCUGCAGUUCUACGCUAAUGCGGGAAACACAGCUGAUGAAUCUGUCCUGGUUGCUGAGAAGAUAAUUAUCCAUCUGGAUAAUGCCUAUAACAUUCCCCACUUACGAGGCCGCACCGCUGCUUGCAAGACCAACCUGCCCUCUAACACGGCCUUCCGGGGGUUCGGAGUGCCACAGGGCUUGUGGACUUUAGAGGGCAUGAUCACUGAUGUGGCCAUGAAGUUGGGCCGCUUGCCUGAGGAGGUUAGCCUCAGGGUGCAUUUUGUGCUGCUUUUACAGAUCCGUGAGAUAAACCUGUAUAAGGGGGUGAGUCUGACACACUAUAAGAUGGAGUUUGAUGCUGAAAACCUCACUCGCUGUUGGAACGAAUGCAAAGAGAGAUCUGAGUAUGAGAGACGUCGCCAAGACAUCGCCCAGUUCAACCAGCAAAACCAGUGGAGGAAGAGAGGCAUUGCCAUUAUACCCAUUAAAUAUGGCAUUGGAUUUGCAGAAGCGUUUCUCAAUCAGGCUGCAGCUCUGGUACACAUCUAUAAGGACGGUUCAGUUCUUGUGAGUCAUGGAGGUAUCGAGAUGGGCCAGGGAGUGCACACUAAGAUCCAGCAGGUGGCGAGUCGAGAGCUAAACAUCCCCAUCUCUCGGAUCCAUGUGACGGAGACCAGCACCUCUUCUGUUCCCAACACCUGCCCCUCUGCUGCCUCCUUUGGCACCGAUGCCAAUGGGAUGGCAGUCAAGAAUGCUUGUGAAAUUCUGUUCAAAAGACUGGAGCCAAUCAGGAAGAAGAACCCCAAUGGAACCUGGGAGAGCUGGAUUUCUGCUGCAUUCCUUGAGAGGAUCAGUCUGUCUGCCACUGGAUUUUACAGGGGUCACGACCUGUUCAUUGACUGGGAAAAACAGGAGGGGCAGCCAUAUGCCUAUUUCACCUACGCUGUGUGCUGUAGUGAAGUGGAAGUUGACUGUCUAACUGGAGAAUACAGGACGGUUAGGACAGACAUUGUGGCAGAUAUUGGCCGAAGUAUAAACCCAUCUGUCGACAUUGGCCAGAUCGAGGGAGCCUUUGUGCAGGGCAUGGGUCUGUAUACGACAGAGGAGCUGAAGUUCUCUCCGUCUGGUGUGCUGUACACUCGUGGCCCGGGACAGUAUAAGAUCCCUGGCAUCUGUGACAUCCCUCUGAAGUUUAACGUCUACCUGCUGUCUGGCUCCAACAACCCCCAUGCCAUCUACUCCUCCAAGGGUCUGGGUGAACCCGUUGUGUUUCUGGGUAGCUCUGUGUUCUAUGCCAUUAAAGACGCGGUGACUGCAGCACGGAAAGAUGCGGGUCUGAGUGGGCCGUUUACUCUAAACAGCCCUGCCACCCCUGAGAGGACCUGCCUAGCCUGCUCCUCACGCUUCACAAGAAUGAUUCCAGAAAGCCAGCCCGGAACUUUCCAGCCAUGGGCUCUGGAUAUCUAAGCAGUGCCUGUAUUUGUAUGUAUGGUAAAGCAUCCUUGGCGAUCCAGAGAUAAUUAUGACUGCCUUUCUGAACGCCCUCUGUUGACCCAGAAUAACCUGCUUAAACAUGGCUCUUGAUCGUAGUGCAGCUCAGUCAAAUCAAUCUCAGUGUUUGUCUUUUCAAAAUGAAUUUGCAUGAUCUUAAGUGAUUACGUGAACGUACCACGACUGCAUGACCGUGAAAUUACUGUAAGACGUAUGAAUUCUUUUGGAGUAAUAAUGAUUAUGUGUCUUAAAUGUCAGAGAUGUUUUAGAGCAUGUAAGAGAUGUUUGGAGAAUGUAAGGGGUGUUUUUGUACUGUUCGCUUACUGUGGUAUAUUUGAAUUACAAAGCAUUACAAUGAUCACACUAUCAGUUUGCAUUCUGUAUGAAAAACUCACUAAAUUCUGUCAUUCCAAACAGUAGUCACACUACUAACAAUGUGAAAAUGAUAUUCUGUCUGUAUUGAUAAUAAAUCAUAAAAUAAAGCAUUUUGAAAUAAAAAAGCAAAGUGUGAGCUACAGGGCAAG
This is a messenger RNA of Chanos chanos (milkfish), 4764 nucleotides long. It is a transcript of the gene aox6, whose product is annotated as aldehyde oxidase 6. Gene Ontology annotation, molecular function: FAD binding; xanthine dehydrogenase activity; iron ion binding. The record is from RefSeq and is a predicted model, not a curated record. The transcript has 35 exons. Lineage: Eukaryota; Metazoa; Chordata; Actinopteri; Gonorynchiformes; Chanidae. Bases 188 to 4216 code for a protein of 1342 amino acids.